AUGAGCGAACGGCGCGGUCACGGCGGUCUCGAGCUAACCACGUCGCACGACGUUCGUGCGCGACCCGAUGCGGGGAGCGGUCAGCCCUCCGGGGUUUCCGCGGCGUCUCGAACGAGCACGACGACGGUGAUCGGUCGACACGAGCACACGAUAAGCGGUUACUCGCUCUUGAAAGGAAUCGGCGAUGGCGAACCAAUCGCGAGCGAUAGAUUCAUGGUCGGGGGGCACGAGUGGGUGCUUCUCUUUUAUCCAGACGGUAAACGAUCGAUGAGCGACGGCGGAGCGCCGCCUACGCAGCAAGAUGAUCCGUACGCAGCACUCUUCGUGGCGCUCAUCGGAGAAGGACCGCGCCCGCUCGGAGUGGUCCAGAGCGGUCAGGGUCGCGUCGUUAGAGCAUUUCACAGGUUCACCUUGGUUGAUCAGAGUGGUAAUGGUCGGCACAUCACCAAAGGGCGUCAGCGCGAACAAGGCGCGGUGAAAAUAUCGUGCGCGCGUCAAGACCCACAAGCGAGAAACUGCCAUGGAUACAGAAAAUUUGUUCGCCGGUCCGUCCUGGAGGCUUCCGGCUCGGGGUACCUGGUAGACGACGUGGUCGUGAUUCGGUACGAAAUUGAACUCGUCGUCACGAACGGCGGAGCGCUGAAUAAGAACGCCAAGCUGCUCCCGGCAGCGAGCGUUAACGUACCGUCGUAUCCGACUAUUGGUAAACAUCUUGUCGGACUCCUUUACGACCGCAACGAUGAAACUUUUGACUGUACUUUUGACGUCGAAGGGGAGAAGUUUCGCGCUCACAAACUCAUUUUGUCUUCACGAUCGAGCGUGUUCGCCGGCAUGCUGCGCACGGGCGCCGCGAUGAAGGAAGGUCGAGAGGGCGUGUUGAAGUUGAACGACGUCAAAGCGGAUGUUUUCAGGCUGUUACUUCACUUUGUGUACGCGGAUGAGAUUCCACGCGGCGGUGGCGCCGAGGCUAGUUUAUACGAGCACACCGCUCGCCUCGGCGCAGAAGAAGCACCCGGUGCCGCUGGUGAUGAGUUGACUACCAGGAAUGGUCGCGCUUCUGAUGAAUUGGCGCUGGACGUCCCCAUGACGCAACACUUGCUCGUCGCCGCUGACAAGUUUGAUUUGAGCAGACUUCGCGCAAUGUGCGAAGCGCGACUGUGCGAUUCCGUGGAUAUGAGUACCGUGGCGAACACGCUCCUGCUCGCUGAGCUGAAUCACGCGUACGCCUUGAAACGCGCGUGUAUGGGUUUCAUCGCGGCGAACUUGUCGGACGUGAUGAGCACGGAAGGUUACGAAGCCAUGAACACAGCUUGUCCUCAUUUGGCGAGCGAGAUAUUGAGCGCUGUCGCAGAAAUGCGUCCUCUUCGUCCGCAAGGCGCCCCUCUCGCUCUUCCUCAAGACACCGGGACGGCGAUUCAAAGCGCAGCAGCGGCAAAUCCGGCCACUGCAGCCGCUUUCGCCACCGCCGCGGCUGCCGCGGCCCGACCAGAUCGUGAUAUCGCUCAAGGCGGAGUCCUCGCCGUGCCUCCGACUGUGGCGCACGAUUUGACAAAUCUCUCCUUUCCGGCGAUGUCGACGCUAUCAAAUUUUUUGUCUCGCGCGGUGCAGCCACCUACCCAAGCGCUGGAUCAUCCGCCGCCGUCGACGCCGCACGCGGCAACGCUGGUGAACAACGCCGGUGAGGAAGCUCAGCGCGAAGUUGCCGCCGCCAUGGCAGCGCGACAUGCUCAGCGCGGCGGCGAUAUCGCCAACGUGGUAGACGACAGCCUCCUUCUCUUCGCCUCGCCUCAAGCGCAACGAGUGCCGUCGGAAGCACCCGCACCGGUGCGCGAAGGCGACGAAAUCGCGGGCGGGAACGACGGGCAAGAAGGCCGUCGAGUGCGACCGCGAAGAUGA
Molecule: messenger RNA, 1896 nt
Organism: Ostreococcus tauri
Lineage: Eukaryota; Viridiplantae; Chlorophyta; Mamiellophyceae; Mamiellales; Bathycoccaceae
Product: BTB/POZ-like
Exons: 1
Coding region: 1-1896 (631 amino acids)
Biological process (GO): protein ubiquitination
Molecular function (GO): protein binding
Source: RefSeq, a predicted model, not a curated record